Neurospora tetraspora is the source of this 1485-nucleotide messenger RNA. RefSeq names its product heterokaryon incompatibility protein-domain-containing protein. The record is from RefSeq and is a predicted model, not a curated record. NCBI's taxonomy places the organism in Eukaryota, Fungi, Ascomycota, Sordariomycetes, Sordariales, Sordariaceae. The annotation marks the transcript as partial. The transcript is spliced from 2 exons.
AUUCGCUUGCUUCAACUAUUACCGUCCGAAAACGAGAACGCCGCAAUACACUGUCAGCUCUUCUGCACCGCAUUGGACGCAAAAGGCACUCGUCCGUACGAGGCCUUAUCCUACGUGUGGGGCUCCGAGGACAAGCCUUGUUCCAUCUCUAUAAACGGGUACGACUUGGCCGUCGGAAAAAACCUUUACGCAGCGCUGUUACAUCUUCGAGAUCACUCCAUUGAACGAACUAUAUGGAUAGAUGCCAUUUGCAUUAACCAAAAAGACCUAGAAGAAAGAGGACACCAAGUUCAAUCUAUGGCGAAAAUCUACGCUAAAGCAAGUCGCGUAAUUGUUUGGCUUGGAGAGGAGGCAGCCGGUAGCAACCAAGCGCUGGAAGAAAUACGCAUCGUAGCCGAGCGCGACCAAACGCUUGAAGAAAUACGCAUCGCAGCCGAGCUGUCUACAAGACGAUCAGACAAUAAAGCGGAAAUCCUUACACUGCUUCAACGACCGUGGUUUCAGCGCAUCUGGGUGCUUCAGGAAGUUGCCGCGGCUCGCCAUAUCCUAAUUAAGUGUGGUUCUGCUGAGAUUGACGGAUUUGCAUUCUGUUCAGGCUUAAAUGUAUUGAACCUGUUCAAUGAACUCCCCGCAGACUUGCGAGCUCGAAUCCUUUCGGUAACCUACCUUAUAAGGGGCGCAAUCUUCCGGCCCAAAUACGCGACCAGUCAGUUAGACAACUUUUCUCUUAACAUACGCCCUCUGGGUAAUCUGAUAGAGAUGUACCACACCCGCGAAGCUACGGAUCGUCGCGAUAAAGUAUAUGCCUUACUCGGUAUGAGCUCUGAUAAUCCAACCGCAGCAGGAUUAUUCGCCGACUACAAGAUUCAGUGGGCACAACUCUUCAACAAACUCAUCCACUUCCUCUUAUCUGAAUUGGUCUCUGUAGUAGGCCUUUCGGACGAUAAGGAGAUUGCCUGCAUUGAGGGCAAGGGCUGCAUUCUUGGCGAAGUGUCCUCGGUCAAGAGAAAUGCUACUUGGGAAGACGGACAAGAUGUGGCCAUUACUUGGAGUAAUGCCCCUAGCUAUAUUUGCGUGAAGGAAGCAUGGGGUUCUUGCUGGACCCUCCCGACCACGGUAAAAUCCGUCCAAAAAGGAGAUGUUAUCUGCCUUCUUCAAGGAGCGUCGAGCCCCACGAUCCUCAGGCCAUACAACGAUCAUUGGGCGGUUAUAAUGAUUGCAGUUUUCCCAGCAGGCGAUUCACAAAUCACCACCGGAGAUAUCAAGUGGUCAGAACUUUUACAAUCAAUAACAGUCUUUCCACACAAUUUUCUACUUAUCUGGGAUUGGGAUAUAAAUCCAGACAGGCAGCAAGAUAAAAACAACCAUGACUACUUUGCAAGCAUUCCAGUACCAAAGCAUUCAAAGACAGGGUUGGAAAGUUGUCUAAAUGUGGCGACUAGGAUACGGAAUGUCAGAUUGGCGUUACAAGAGGUGAAACAGUAU